UGUAUAGACAUUAUACAUACAUUUUCAGUCAUUAACAUAAUUUUCAUUUAUUUCCCUAAUUUGUUCAGUCGUUUAGAUUGUGGCAACUUCACAGUAAUAACGUCAAGUGUGCAAUAGAAGUGGGAAGUUGGGAACAAGUCAAAAACUGCCAAAGUGCCAAUCCAAUCCUGCGGACGCACUGGUGGAGAGUGUAAUUUCAGUGUUUUAUUAAUCGAUCCAUUUCUAAGGCAUUUUUAUUUAUUUUAUAAAAUCGAUGUUGCCGUAAUUUAAUUAAUUGUGUAAUUGUUAUUUAAAUCCAAAUUGAUUGUGUAAAGUCCGGGAACCAUGGCUCACUGUAUGAGAGUUUUGCAUGGCCAGGGAACCAGGACACGAGCUGUGCUCUUGGAGAUCCAGCAAAGAUGCUUCAGCGUGUCCCCCCUCACCGCUGCGGCGGCCCAGGUUGCGAUGUCGAAGUUCGACCAGAGCCCACUGCCCUACGAGAAGCUGACCAAGAAUUUGGAAGUUGUGAAGAAGAGGUUAGGUCGUGACAUGACCUUGUCUGAGAAAGUGCUGUACUCUCACUUGGAUGACCCUAAAGGACAGCAAAUCGAGCGAGGCACAAGCUACUUGCGCCUGCGACCUGACAGGGUUGCCAUGCAAGAUGCCACCGCACAGAUGGCCAUGUUGCAGUUCAUCUCGUCAGGGCUGCCCCGCGUCGCCGUACCCUCCACCAUCCACUGCGACCACUUGAUUGAGGCGCAGAUCGGAGGUGACAAGGAUUUAGCCAGAGCUAAGGACAUCAACAAAGAGGUAUACAAGUUCUUGGAGACGGCGGGAGCUAAAUAUGGCGUCGGUUUCUGGAAACCAGGCUCCGGUAUUAUCCACCAGAUCAUCCUGGAGAACUACGCCUUCCCUGGACUGCUUAUGAUCGGAACUGACUCUCACACACCCAACGGGGGCGGUCUUGGUGGUCUUUGCAUUGGUGUGGGUGGUGCUGACGCCGUCGACGUGAUGGCCAGCAUCCCAUGGGAACUCAAGUGCCCCAAGGUCAUUGGUGUUAAGCUUACUGGUCAGCUGAAAGGCUGGACGAGCCCGAAGGACGUGAUCCUGAAGGUCGCCGGCAUCCUGACGGUGAAGGGAGGUACUGGUGCCAUCGUGGAGUACUUCGGCCCCGGUGUCGACUCCAUCUCCUGCACUGGUAUGGCCACCAUCUGCAACAUGGGUGCUGAGAUCGGAGCUACCACUAGCGUGUUUCCCUACAACAACCGUAUGGAAGCCUACCUGAAGUCGACUGGCCGCAGCGACAUCGCCGGACUAGCCAACAAGUACAAGCACCUCCUCACUCCCGACUCUAAGGCACCUUAUGACCAGGUUGUGGAAAUCGACCUGUCGACUCUGGAGCCGCACGUGAACGGUCCGUUCACUCCGGAUCUAGCGAACCCUAUCAGCAAGCUGGGCGACAUCGCCAAGAAGAACGACUGGCCCGUCGACAUCCGCGUCGGACUCAUCGGCUCCUGCACCAACUCCUCGUACGAAGACAUGGGACGCUGCGCCAGCAUCGUCAAGGAGGCGCUGAAGCACGGCGUUAAGUCGAAAGUUCCGUUCAACGUGACUCCUGGCUCGGAGCAGAUCCGCGCCACCAUCGAGCGGGACGGCAUCGCACAAACACUGCGAGAGUUUGGAGGCACUGUGUUGGCUAACGCGUGCGGGCCGUGCAUCGGUCAGUGGGACCGCAAGGACGUGAAGAAGGGCGAGAAGAACACAAUCGUGACGUCAUACAACAGGAACUUCACCGGCCGUAACGACGCCAACCCCGCCACACACUGCUUCGUCACCAGCCCCGAGCUCGUCACUGCUCUGUCUCUUGCUGGUCGCCUGGACUUCAACCCUCUGACGGACUCUCUGACGGGCAGUGACGGCAAGAAGUUCAAACUGUCUGACCCCUUCGCGGACGAGCUCCCCGCUCGCGGUUUCGAUCCCGGCCAGGACACGUACCAGCACCCACCCAGUGACGGCAGCAAUAAGACAUGCGGCAAUGUAGCUAUAAUUUUAUCUUUAUCGCCACACAGAGGUACAAGUAGACGUGGCCCCACGUCGGACCGCCUGCAACUACUGGCGCCCUUCGACAAGUGGGACGGCAAGGACCUCACCGAGAUGACAAUCCUCAUCAAGGUGAAGGGCAAGUGCACCACCGACCACAUCUCCGCCGCCGGACCCUGGCUCAAGUACAGAGGACAUCUCGACAACAUCUCCAACAACAUGUUCAUUACCGCCACAAACGCUGAGAACGGUGAGCUGAACAAGGUCCGCAACCAGAAGACAGGCGAGUGGGGCGCAGUGCCCGCCACGGCGCGCGCGUACAAGGCGGCCGGCAUCAAGUGGGUCGUCGUCGGAGACGAGAACUACGGCGAGGGCUCCUCCCGCGAGCACGCCGCGCUCGAACCCAGGCACCUCGGUGGCAGGGCCAUCAUUGUCAAGUCAUUCGCUAGGAUUCACGAGACCAACUUGAAGAAGCAGGGUCUAUUGCCGCUGACAUUUGCCAACCCCGCCGACUACGACAAGAUCCAGCCCACCGACAAAAUCUCGCUGCUUGGACUCAAGGACCUCGCACCUGGCAAGCCCGUCGAUUGCGAGAUCAAGCACCAAGAUGGCAAGACAGAACGCAUCAAGCUCAACCACUCACUGAACGAACAGCAGAUCGACUGGUUCAAGGCCGGCUCUGCACUCAACAGGAUGAAGGAAAUCGCUUCCAAGUGAACGCGCUCGCUCCCAAUUUUAUAAAUAAUAUCUUGCACUGGACGCCCGAACUCAAAAGUAGGGUAAUUUUAGAAGUGUAGUACCAUUCAAAAUUAAAAACAUCACGUGCUGCGUUUGUAUGUCGCUGGUGGACAUAUCACCAACGCGUGUCGACCGCGUUUCUUAAAUACAAAUGUGCCACCAAAUAUCGAUAUCGGAAUAUCAAAGUUAUCGACAUCGAUUUUAGUAUUAUAUCGCCGGUCGAAUAAAGUUAGGUAAUUGUAUUCAGUAGGCUUUGUUUGCCAUGAACAUCAAUUUAGUAUGUAUUUCUAUGUAUAAGCUUUAAUUAUGUCAAGAACAUUAUGAAGUAUCAAUUAUUACUAACUACUGAGUAUUAACAUAAAAUGAGUGGAAUGAAAUCAAACUAUAUAGCUA
Messenger RNA from Spodoptera littoralis (African cotton leafworm), 3150 nucleotides. Lineage: Eukaryota; Metazoa; Arthropoda; Insecta; Lepidoptera; Noctuidae. The record is from the annotation of a GenBank genome assembly.